This is a messenger RNA of Antechinus flavipes (yellow-footed antechinus), 2354 nucleotides long. RefSeq names its product lipid droplet associated hydrolase (gene LDAH). Gene Ontology annotation, cellular component: lipid droplet. The transcript has 7 exons. NCBI's taxonomy places the organism in Eukaryota, Metazoa, Chordata, Mammalia, Dasyuromorphia, Dasyuridae. The record is from RefSeq and is a predicted model, not a curated record. Gene Ontology annotation, biological process: lipid storage. Gene Ontology annotation, molecular function: lipase activity. The coding region runs from base 373 to 1362 and encodes 329 amino acids.
GGCCGAGGGGAGGGGCUCGGAGCCCCCUUCUUUGGACCCGAGGCCGUAGUCGCGGUUGGCGGCCGCGGCACGGAGUAAGCACCUACUGUGUACCGGGGCGGGCCCAGAGAAAGAUCAGAGCGCGGCCUCGUACCCUUGUGGAGCUUGUGCACUCGACCCUCCAUCAGCCAGCAUAGAUUAGGCGCCUGUUGUGUGCCAGGCAGUGAGGGAGUAAUCAGUGAGCCUGACUCUCCACCAUGGUCACAGGGGGGGUCAGACCCCUAAGCGCCCCCGGCCCCUCAGAGAAUCUCCUCCAGAUCCCAGGUUCGAAUUUGGCCCGGCUCUCCUCAGAAAGUAUUUAUUAAGCACCUCCUGCAUGCCGAGGUGCAAGAAAUGGACGAGACACCAAAAGAAGAUGUCCCGCUACAUGACGAGUUUCUGCUCUGCGGCGGAAUCGUAACCCACGUCCUGAAAUGUGGGCCCUGGUCCGACCUCUUCAACACGGGGGAUUCCAAGGCCCCAAAGCUGCUCAUCCUCAUUAUCCCAGGUAACCCGGGGAUUCCCGCCUUCUACGCGGAGUUUGUGAAGGCCUUGUACCUGAGCCUGGAGAAGCGAUACCCGGUGUGGGCCAUCAGCCACGCCGGCCACAUCUCCGCCCCCAGCGGGGUCCGGGUGCAGGAGGAGAGCCCGGAAGACCCGAGUUCGAGAACGCCGGACGAUGCCUUUGGCCUUGAAGGCCAAGUGGAGCACAAGCUGGCCUUCCUGCGGAGGUGUGUGCCCAGCAGCCUGCGCCUGGUGAUCAUCAGCCACUCGGUGGGCAGCUACAUCCUGCUGGAGAUGAUGAAGCGAGGGCCGCAGCUCCCGGUGCUCCGCUCCCUGCUGCUGUUCCCGACCAUCGAGCGCAUGGCCGUGUCGCCCAACGGCAAGGUGAUGACGCCGGUCCUGUGCUGGCUGCGCUACGCCCUGUACGUGCCGCUCUUCCUGGGCCUGAGCGUGGUGCCGGCCCGGCUGCAGGCGCUGCUGGCCGGCUGGGUCCUCCAGAGGCUGAAGCUGGAGAACGAGGUCACGUCGCGCCACUUCAUGAACUCGCUCAACAUGAACUGCAUCGCCAAUGCCAUGUACCUGGGGAGCCAGGAGAUGAAGGUCAUCGUGGAGAGGGACAACGCCACCAUCCAGAAGCACUUAAAGAAGCUGAUCUUUUACUACGGCAAGACGGACUUGUGGUGCCCGGUCCAGUACUACGAGGACCUGAAGAAGGACUUCCCCGGCGGGGACAUCAAGCUCUGCGAGAAGGGCAUCCAGCACGCCUUCGUCCUGUCUUCCAACCAGGAGAUGGCCGCCCUGAUUGCCGACUGGUUACGGGACGACCUGAGCAAGCUCUAGGCCGGCCCGGGCCGGAGCUCUGGGGUCCGGAGGCUGGAUCGGGCCACACCGGAUUCUGAUGGGGCGAGCACUUAGGAACCUGCCCUCGAGGAAUCGGCCUUGAUUGUUUUUGGUGACGGGAAGGAAAUGUUCAGGGACUGACCCAGGGAGCAGAUACGGGGCCAUCCGCGCCAUCACGGCGCGGCUUCUUAAAUUCAGUUAGAAAAGAAAAGCACCCGAGAAGGGGGAGCCCGGAGGUGGUGUUGGAAGGGGCGCCCGCGAGGGCCGGUCUCCCCGGCUCGGAGCGUGGAGCAGAGAACGCCCCGACGGUGCGCCUGGCCGGCAAUGGCCUUGGCGAUGCCAUUUGAGACGCCGGCCCCUCAGAGGUUCGGGUGCUGGCCUGGGAGGCGGGACCAAGGGGCUCUGGGGGGAAGGCGAGGUUAGCCCAGGGUCACCAAGGUCCUUCCCAGAGUGCCUGGGAACUGAGACCCAAAGGUGGUGUCCGAGAGACGCUCCUGCGGGUAGAGCCUUGGUGAAGGCAGAGCAUCCCAGACUAGCAGGUCUUCUGCCUCCCCUCCUGUCUGAGCUUUGACUCCUUGUCCGGAAAACCUGGGGCUUCUCCAGACCAUGGGCUAACCUGUGACUCCCAGCUGCCCCUGGGGUUCCCCCAUGCCGAGGGCUAACCUGUGACUCCCAGCUGCCCCUGGGGUUCCCCCAAGCCGAGGGCUAACCUGUGACUCCCCGGCCGCCCUUGAAUCUGCACCGUGAGAAUUCCUUGCCUUCUGAAGUCCGUUUUCUCUCUGGUUGGAGGCCACGGUCAGGCUCGGGCCUGGAGCACAUGGGCCCAGUCUCAGAGCCAGCCUGUGGUCUGGGCGCCCAGGCCCACCCGGGACCACGGAGGUGCCGGAGGGACAACUGCUCUCUAAAUGACACAAGGUGGGAUCGGGUGCGGUUUUCAUUCCAUUAAAACCAAGAAAUGCUCCUGGGUCACUUAAUAAAUCCAUCCCAUCUGA